Molecule: messenger RNA, 1134 nt
Organism: Camellia sinensis
Lineage: Eukaryota; Viridiplantae; Streptophyta; Magnoliopsida; Ericales; Theaceae
Source: RefSeq, a predicted model, not a curated record
AUGUGGGCUGAGGCAUAUAUGCGUGGACAUUUCUUUGCUGGGAUGAAGAGCACUCAGCGCUCGGAGUGUAUGAAUGCUUAUUUCAAUCCCUUCCUCCAACACAAAUUGAAGCUAUAUGAAUUUGGUAGGCACUAUGAUCGAGCUCUUGCAAGGAUAAGGUAUAACGAGGCUGGAGAUGAUGAUGAAACAAAUAACACUUUUCUGGUAUUGAUUACUCCAUUACAAGAUAUAGAGAGACAUGGAGCUGAGCUAUUCACCCGAAAUAUAUUUAGAGUGUUCCGUGAUGAAAUCUUAGAAGAGGGGAAAUUGAAUGUCAAGGACGUGUUCCCUUUGCCGGAUGGUCAGAAAUGCUACUAUAUUCAUAAGUACAAAGUGAAGGACAGAUCAUGGAUAGUAACACACAGUCCAGUGGAUGCUGCAAUGAGAUGUUCUUGCAUGAAGUUUGAGUCGUUGGGGCUACCUUGCUGUCACAUGAUAUGUGUUAUAAUAGCCGAAAAUUUAACGCAAAUUCCCCCAACUUUUGUGCUGCAUAGAUGGACAAGGGCUACAAGCAAGGAUGGCCAGCAAUGGCCUCAACCCUCAAUUGAUAGCACUACAACACAGACGGCCCGGUAUGGGAUAUUGAGUUCUUCCUAUAACGAAAUGCGUUUCUAUGCCUCACAAUCAACAGAAGGUUUCAAAGAGGCUAGGGAUGCAUGUCUUCCGAUGACGAGCCGGAUGAAGGAGUUAUAUGAGAGGAAUCUGAACGAUGGGAAUGGAGACAAAGGGAAACAUUCAUUCCCUCGACAAUUUGGAGUAGAAGAUCCUGAUGUUGUGAAGACAAAAGGGAACCCGGGAUGGGCCUCGUCCAACUAUCGAAGACCAAGAAAAUGUGGGAAUUGCAAAUGCAUUGGGCACACAAAGCAAACGUGUCCUAAGGUUCGGUUUAGCCGAACAGUGGGUACUAACUCAGAUGCAGAUACACUCCACAUAACUGACCAUGAGUACAAUGCAGAGUCAUUGCCCGUUCGUUGCAAAACUAGGUUGGUGGAUCCAAGUACACCGCACAUUAAGCAGCGGCGACUAUUUUUCGAUGCUUCUCCUGAUUCCAAGCAGCUUGCGGGCCAAUACGGUAGUGUUGAAGCAGCAGUGUGA